This is a messenger RNA of Oncorhynchus gorbuscha (pink salmon), 2170 nucleotides long. RefSeq names its product SPARC-like. The transcript is spliced from 8 exons. Bases 63 to 1601 code for a protein of 512 amino acids. Gene Ontology annotation, biological process: anatomical structure development. NCBI's taxonomy places the organism in Eukaryota, Metazoa, Chordata, Actinopteri, Salmoniformes, Salmonidae. The record is from RefSeq and is a predicted model, not a curated record. Gene Ontology annotation, molecular function: calcium ion binding; collagen binding; protein binding.
UGGUAGAGGUGGAGGAGGAGGUGCAUGUGGAGGCAGAGAAAGAGGCGGAAAAGGUGAAGGCGAUGGCGGAUGAGGAGGAGUCAGUUGAGGAUGAGGAGAAGAGAGAGAUAGAGGACGAGGGGGAACAUGUGGUCGGGGACAGAGGAGUAGAGGAAGAGGUUCAAGUUGAAGGGACGGACAGCAACACCGAGCCUGAGAUUCCAGAGGAUCUGGACUACGCCAGCGACAGCGACAACACAGAGCCUCUUGAAACCGAGCUUGAGGAAGGGAAACCCCUCGCCGAAGACGCCCAGUUCCUUUCAAAUAAGAAAGUGGAGGCCGAGGUGGAGGAGAAAGAAGAACAAGCUAGCAAGGAUGACAAAAUCCCCACUGCCACUGAUGACUAUGAGUCCCAGCCAGACAUACAAGACGCCGAGUUCACUGAGAGCCAGGAAGUGCUCGGCCAGUACAAGUACGAUUCCCAAGAAAAGGGGACCAAUAAAAAAGACGCAGACACAGACACUGAACUCCAAGAGACAAAGAACAGUGUGGAUCUUGAUGGGACACAUCUUUCAGUAGAAGGGGGAGAAGAGAAGGAGGAGAAGAACAUAAACAAGAGUGCCAGUCACACCAGAGGCAAAGCCAGGAAGCAGAGGAAGAACCAGAGAGUGAGGAAGCGCCCCCUACAGAGGGAUGAGGCCCCACCAGGAGAGGGAGUCCCAGACCACCAGGGGGAUGAGGGCGUGAAGGAGCACUACCGCACCACCGACAGUGCUGUAUACAAGCCCAAGAGGAGAAGAGCAGGGAAAUGGGCUCCUCUGGUGGGAAUGAACCCGGUCCAGAUCAGGGCGACAGUAGACCUCUACCCCAGCACCAGGCCCUCUUUGGCGGCCAGCCUAUACAGACCCCAAGCAUCCGCUGCCGACCCUUGUGAGAACUUCCGUUGUCAACAUGGAAAGACCUGUAAACUCAACAAGGAGAAGAAGCCUGUGUGUGUGUGUCAUGAGCCUUCUGCCUGCCCACAGAGUGUCACUGAUCAUGUAUGUGGAAGUGACAAUGUCACCUACACACCCUGUGAGUUCUUUGCCACCAAGUGCAACCUGGAAGGCACCAAGAGAGGCCAUAUACUUCACCUGGACUACACUGGAGUCUGCAAAUUCAUAGCACCGUGUAUGACUGGCGAACUGGUCCAGUUUCCUCUGCGUAUGCGCGACUGGCUGAAGAACGUCUUGCUGCAUCUCUAUGAACAUGACUCCAUGUCCCCUGGCUUCCUCACCCCCAAGCAACGCAUCAGAGUGAGAAAGAUCCACGAGAGUGAGAGGCGCCUCCAUCCCGGCGACCACCCCAUUGAGUUGCUGGCCCAGGACUUUGAGAAGAACUACAACAUGUACAUCUAUCCCGUGCACUGGCAGUUUGCUCAGAUGGACCAGCACCCUUCUGACAGGUUUCUGUCCCACUCUGAGCUGGCCCCCCUGAGGGUCCCGUUAGUCCCCAUGGAGCAUUGUACCUCCCGCUUCUUCCAGGAGUGUGACGCAGACAAAGACAAACAGGUGUCCUUCAGGGAGUGGACCCACUGCUUCGGCAUCAAGGAUGAGGACAUGGAUGUCAACCUGCUCUUCUGAGUCCAAUCAGUACCUCAUCAAGCAACCAGCUUAAAUAAGCAUUUAACGAAAUAACCUUCAAUCAUGGCAGAACCACAUACCUUAAUUGGAGAGUCACUUAAUUGGAGAGUCACAAUGUCUGGCACACAGACAUUGUGGAAACCAGUAAUUGGUUCCCCAUUAAUCACACCAUCCCUUCACAUGGUUUAACAGAUACAUUCACAUAUGAAGACAAUGUUCCCUCCUGUCCUCUUCCCUUUCUGAUAUUCUGCAUAGCACCAGGGACAUGUGAAAGACAAGCCUGACUUCUCCAUUCUGAUUCAUCCACCAUACAGUGUAGCUAUUACAGUGAAAUACUACCAUGCUAUUGUUUGAGGAGAGUGCAGAGUUAUGAAUUAGAAAAUGUAAACCAAUUAGGCACAUUUGGGCAGACUUGUUACAACAUCUUGAAUUGAAAUGCAACGGUUCUUUGGAUCAGUCUAAAACGUUGCACAUACACUGCUGCCAUCUAGUGGCCAACAUCUAAAUUGCGCCUAAACUGGAAUAAUACAUUGUGGCCUUGCUCUUGCAUUUCAAAGAUGAUGAAAAAA